AUGUACCUCCCACUCCUCCUUUCCUUGCUCCUUCCUGUAUCCCUCGGUGUGGCAAUUGAACGUGACUACCCCAUGGUGGAACGCCGCACCUUGAACUCGUGGCUGCUCUCUGCCAAGACAGGUGACACGUUGCGCUCCAGCAACACUGUAUACCAAAUCGUACAGCCACACGAUGCGCAUCUCGCCAAACGACAGGGCACGGGGUCGUGUCCCAACGCCCAGUAUCAGCAAAGGGAAAUUACCCACACGGACCCGCCCGACUGGUCGGAUAAGGUGACUAUCCCCGGUUCCUGCCUCGAAUGCUUUGACAGCGACGAGGAAUGCAGCAUGGACCACGAACUGUCGUGGUCCGUCUCUGAAACCAUCUCUUAUGGCAUGGACGCCUCCCUCGCUGGCGACUUCGCAAACGAUAUUACGGGUAACGCCGGCUUCAACUUCGGCUAUUUCUGGACCAAAGGCUGGUCGGGCAGCACGACAUCGCACUGCAAGGCCCAUGCAGGCGAGGGAGGAACCUCGACCGUGCGCUACCUGCAGGGUAAGGCCAAAACUCGAAGCAGGCUCUGCAGGAGCAGCUGCAUCAACGAAUCGUGCGAAGACUGGGUCGACGGAGAGGCGAUAUUUACGAUCCAGGACGAACAUGGUCUCGUUAUCGAGGACCCGGGUUGUGUGACUUACACCGACCGCAACCAAUGCCUCAACGACGCCAAGCCUUCCGAGUAG
This is a messenger RNA of Trichosporon asahii var. asahii CBS 2479, 720 nucleotides long. RefSeq lists its product as uncharacterized. NCBI's taxonomy places the organism in Eukaryota, Fungi, Basidiomycota, Tremellomycetes, Trichosporonales, Trichosporonaceae. The transcript has a single exon. Bases 1 to 720 code for a protein of 239 amino acids. The record is from RefSeq and is a predicted model, not a curated record.